Molecule: messenger RNA, 1557 nt
Organism: Paracoccidioides brasiliensis Pb18
Product: galactokinase
Exons: 2
Coding region: 1-1557 (518 amino acids)
Biological process (GO): carbohydrate phosphorylation; galactose metabolic process
Cellular component (GO): cytoplasm; cytosol
Molecular function (GO): galactokinase activity; ATP binding
Source: RefSeq, a predicted model, not a curated record
AUGGAAGCUCCAAACGAGGAGUUUGUCCCGCAAACCCAAUCCAUAACAGACGUCUACUCAAACGAUCCUGGGAGUGGAGUUAGCGUUUCCUCCGACCAGAAACUCCGCUGGAACAAUUUCAUUGCCCAAUUCAAAAAGCUGUAUGGUGCGGCUCCGGAUUUUGUCGCCCGGAGCCCUGGCAGAAUCAAUAUAAUUGGUGAACAUAUCGACUAUUCACUAUACGAUGUCCUUCCAACUGCUGUCAGCGUCGAUGUUUUGAUUGGCAUCAAGAUUCAUCCUGCAGAAAAGAAUCAAGAAUCGUGGGCUAAAGUGGCUAAUAUCACUGAUGCCAAGUUUCCCGCUAGCCAGUUUACUAUUCCUAAAGAUAGCGAUAUAGAAAUUGAUCCCAAGAAGCAUGAGUGGGUUAAUUACUUUAAGGCAGGCCUGCGGGUGGCAUUGAAAUGCCUGCGGGAAAAGAAUAAGUCUGGGGACUUUGCUCCUGUUAGUUUUGAGGUGCUGGUGGAUGGCAAUGUUCCCCCCGGAGGAGGAAUAUCCAGCAGCGCGGCAUUCGUCUGCUCCAGUGCGCUGGCCGGAGUAAAGGCCAAUGGCUAUGAUAUUUCGAAGCAGGAGCUUCAGGAUAUAGCUAUCGUUUCCGAGCGUGCUGUUGGAGUAUACUCUGGAGGAAUGGACCAAGCAGCGUCCAUUUUCUCCCGCCGCGGAUACCUCCUCUACGUCCGUUUCUUCCCAACCUUUCACAUCCAACACGUCCCCAUCCCGAAAUCAGACCCAGAAUUAACCUUCCUGGUUGCCCAAAGCUUCAUCACAUCCAACAAAGCCGAAACCGCUCCACGUCACUACAACCUGCGAGUCGCAGAAUGCACCUUAGCCACCAUCGUCCUCGCCAAGAUGCACAACCUCACGCUCCCCAAGGACUCCAGCUCGCUAGGCUACAGCCUGCGCAACUUUCAUGAAGAACUAAUGCGCAAAGAAGGCCGUCUCCAAGACCCUCAGGAAUACCAACUCGACUCCAUCAUCAUGGCUGCCGCAGAUUACCUGACCAGGGAAGAAGGCUAUACGCGCGAAGACAUUGCUGCACUGCUAGAAAUAUCCGUCCCAGAACUCGAGAAGCAAUUCCUCUCCACCUUCCCUGUGCAAGCGGAGCGCUUCUUUCUCCGCCAACGUGCCCUGCAUUGCUUCAAGGAAGCAAGACGCGUCCUGGACUUCAAGGCCUGUCUUGCCCGGUCUCAACACCAGGGCCAUCUGGACAAUCACAAUGUCCAAUACCUGGGCCAAUUACUUAAUGCGUCCAUGGCUUCUUGCCAAGAGCUGUACGACUGUACUUGUCCCGAGGUGGAUGAGAUUUGCAAGAUUGCUCUGCGGGCUGGCGCGUUAGGGAGUCGAAUUACGGGGGCCGGUUGGGGUGGAUGCACUGUCCAUAUGGUUCUGCAGGACAAAGUUGCGGAUGUGAUGGAAGCGUUGAAGAGAGAGUAUUAUUCUCAGAGGUUUCCGGAUCUUAGUCCGGAGAUGUUGGAGCAGGCUAUGGUUGUUAGCAAGCCAUCGAAUGGCUCUUUUGUGUAA